Messenger RNA from Glycine soja, 1840 nucleotides. RefSeq lists its product as uncharacterized. The record is from RefSeq and is a predicted model, not a curated record. Bases 423 to 1715 code for a protein of 430 amino acids. Gene Ontology annotation, molecular function: DNA binding. Lineage: Eukaryota; Viridiplantae; Streptophyta; Magnoliopsida; Fabales; Fabaceae. The transcript is spliced from 4 exons.
GAAAAUCUCACGUACGAAAAUCAAAUUUUUUUUUAAUAGGUAGCAAUAUCAAAAAGUUGACUUAAUUCAUCCGGGCCUCGUCAUAUUCUCCGGCCCAUGGGCUGAAGCCCGAAUGAGUGACCGCAUAGCCCGGCCCGGGCUCAAGCCCGAACCUUACAUACCCGAGUUUCUGUUCCCCGUCCAUUGUCUCCGUUUGAAACAGUUUCAGUUUCUGCCUCUUUCGGCUGCUACGUUCUCUGAACUUCCAUUGACGCGCCGGCAAACAUCUUCUGCACGCUUCGUGUAACAGCAGAACCCAAAAUGCAUAAUGGGAGUUAUAUGAGCUGGAUAGCCAAUGGUUCAAUUCCUCAAGAGUUGAAAUCAUUAAGAUUUCACCUUUCUUACAGGAUUUGAAAGCACUUCUCUGCCUCUUUUUUGAGAAAAUGACAAAUGAGAAUACAACAGGCAUUGAGAUAGAUUAUGAAUAUGAAGAUUGCAGUAAUUCUAAGCGCCCAAAAAUGACUUCUAAAGUAUGGGAAGAAAUGCAGCGAAUUCAAACCACUGAAGGUAGUAAAGUUCUGUGCAGACACUGCGGAAAACUGUUGCAAGAUAACUGUGGGACUUCUCAUUUAAAGCGUCAUUUGAUCAUAUGCCCUAAGCGUCCUAAACCACUGGAUAUUAUUACUCAAGAUUCAAUGCCUACAGUGUGUUUUAGAGGUCCCAGUAGUGUCAAAGAUUCUGGAUUAAAUACAGUGCUUAUGGUUCGCCCAUUAAAGGUCGAACCUGAAUCUCAAAUCCCAUGUUUUUCUCAGACUCCAAAUAUUCGAGUUCCAACUGCUAUUGCAUCCAUUGAAAAUUCUCCCAGUCCCGUACAAGAACUACAUCCAAAAACUAGUUCUGCUCUUUUGCUGCCUAGCAUAGAAUCUCCCAAGAAUCAAGGGGAACUGACUCUGGAUGAUGUAGAAAUGAAAGCAUUUUAUGCUUCUCUUGAUGCCCAGACCUCAGAUAUGUCACCUUCCCAAGACACCGCUGUCAUUACUGAAUUAUCCAAUUCAACACCUUGUGAAGAGACCAAGAAAGCAUUGACAACGCUGAAGGACCUUCUUUGCAAAGACUUCUCUGAUCUAUUGCAUACUGGACAAUCUGGUUCCAUCAAAUCUGCCAUAGAAUACCUUUCCAAGUUGUCUGCAGAUGAUGGAGUCUCAGCAGAAAUGAGGUUGUUGAUAUUAGAAGUUUCAAGAGAAUUCACUCGCUGGAGUUGCGACUACAAUGAUGCCAGUAGGAAAAUAGAGUCUGCCAGCACCAACAUCUCGAAAGCAGAUAAACUAGAAGGAAAUCUUGAAGCUAACAAGAACGAGUUCAAGGAAGUUAUGUCCUUAGAAAAUGAGUUAAGCAACCAGUUAUCAUGUUUGGAGAAAAGGAAGAAAGAGCUAGAAGAGCAGAUAAAUGCAAUUAAAGCUAACAUUUCUGUUUUUCAAUCGGCUAAGGUAACAAGUACAAAGAGAAAAAGGGAAGUUUUUGAAGAAGCAAAGAUUCUGAAAGUACAAAGAGAUGAGUUGAGGGAACAAGUGCCUCACUUGAGAAAUGAGUUGGAAGUGGCCAAGAAAAACCAAGCUCAUAUUCGAGCUGAAUGGUCAAAGCUUGGAGAAAAAUUUAACAAAAGCUUGAAUGAGAUGAAUUGUGAGCACUUGCAUGGCAAAUCUAUCGAGGAUUGUCCUCAGGAAAAUUCCAUUUAAGAAUCUGAAUUUCAAUUUUAACUAAUAUCAAUGCCUUCAUACCAACUCCAUGAUGAGCUAAAAGUAAGCUCUGAUAUUUGUUAUACCUCUGCUGAAAAAUGAAGCAUUUUCACCGUUGAUUUUAA